Messenger RNA from Lactuca sativa (garden lettuce), 4638 nucleotides. Lineage: Eukaryota; Viridiplantae; Streptophyta; Magnoliopsida; Asterales; Asteraceae. The record is from RefSeq and is a predicted model, not a curated record.
UUCAUUUUUUAUUUUAGGGUAAAUUACAGAAAUAGUACCUGUGGUUAUACAAUAAUUUUGGAUUGGGUCCUUGAAAGAUUUUUAUUGCUGAUUUGAUCCCUAGGGUUUUAAUUUAUUUUGAAUCAAGUCCCAAUCAUUAACAUUGUUUAUUUUCUUCCGUUAAAUACUUUUAAAUUACUAUUUCACCCUUGAUGUCCGGCCACCAGCCCUUUUAGAUCUCUUGUCGUCGGUUUCUCACACCCAUCACAUUGUCUGUCACUACAACAUCGACCCUCUGUCGUCACUCACCACCCCACUCAACCCCUAACCUAAGCACCCUUACCAGGUAGUUCUAUUCCUUCUGUUCCCUCUCGUUCUUCUCUAUUUGCGGAUAUCUGGAGGUAGAAGACGAACGCGUCGAAGCCAUUAAAGUUGUUGUGGUUUUUUGUAAAUCAAUUUAUGAUUUUUUUUUUUGGUUUCUUGUUCAUUGAUAUCUAGGGUGCGCAAUCGAUUUCUGGAUUUCUUGUUCAGGAAUUAUUAUUUUUUUGGUUAAACGAGUGUACUUGCGUUUUUUAUUCAUCGAUUUGCACAGCCCAAAAACCCCAUUCCCCAAUCCAGGUUCUAAAAUUUCGACCACAGCGGAUGGUGCGCCAAAGCUCGUAUCAGGAAGGAACCAAAAACAAGGGUAUUCAUUUAUUUGGAAUUUUUGUUCAUGAAAUGCAUAUGGGUCUUUUGUUAAUGGUUUGUAUUAGAAAGUAACACAAAAAGAGUGACGCCAAAACCUUUUGAAGAUUUAUGGACUGCAUGUAAGAUGAAUAUUGAUGGAUUUCCUGGAGAAGAUGAAGUUGUGGUCUUGUGGGUGGUUUCCCGGAGAAGAAGAUGGUGAGGGGUGGGUUGGGUAGAGGAGUAAUGGGGUUAAUAUUUGGUUUAUAGAAUCGAUUUGAAGAUUGUCAUGAAUGUGCAGGUUUUUGAAAGGCUAAUAUGUAGGUCUGAUGCUUGGCAAUUGGUAUCAAUUUGCAUAUUUUAUAAGGGAUAUUAUUGAGCUUUUCAUUUGGAAUUGAUUUGCAGGUCCAAUGCUUGGGAUCGAUUUGCAUUCAUCCGGUGGAUAUGAAGAUGUGGAGGAGAGGGACGAUUUCUAUAAUUUAUCCUUUAUUUUAAAAAGAGUUGGCCGGCCAAAUUUUCAUUUGAGUUGUGGAUACAGAUUCUCCAUUGACUCAGUCUUCUAAUACUGCAACAAGUUAUUCUUCAUUUAUGUCUUUAUAAAUGUACUCGUUACUUGAUCAUAAUAAUCCAUUCUUACAUCAUCACAACUCAUCUUUCAGUUUAAACUUUCUUCUAAACUAAAAUUGAGUUAGGGUUCAUAAUGGAAAAUCGGAGGGGUUUGGGGCUCCAUCUCAUUUUCGUAUGUGUUUUUUUGUUUGCAACCACAUAUACUUGUUUGGGGAUUGGAAAUGUUAGCGUCAUCUGCUCUGAGCACGAACGACUUGCUCUUCUCAACUUCAAACACAGUAUCCAAGAUCCUUUUGAAAUGUUGUCAUCAUGGGUUGGGAAUGAGUGUUGCAUGUGGGAAGGAAUCCAGUGUGAUGGUGUGACCGGAAAUGUUCAACGCCUUAAACUUAAUGCAGAUUCCUACUAUGACUUCUUUCCUCGUAAUAAGGUGAGCUCUUCUUUGGCAGAGUUGAGGCAUCUCAAAUACCUUGACUUGAGUGGGAAUGGUUUUUUUCUAGGAAGUCUGAUCCCUGAGUUCAUUGGAUCCUUGAAACAGCUGACCUACCUCAAUCUAUUUGAUGCUGGUUUUGAAGGUAUUAUUCCUCCUCAAAUUGGAAAUCUUUCUAAUUUAAAGGUUCUUAAUCUCGGUUCAAACUUUUUAAAGGCAGAUGAAAUUGCAUGGAUUUCUCGCCUUCCGUCACUCGAGCUUCUCGACUUGAGUUCAGUGGAUCUUAGUGGAGCACAAAACUGGGAUCAAACUUUGCUUCACAUGACUCCCUUGUUGAAAGAGUUAAGUUUGUCGAAUUGUCUACUUUCCAAUGUUGACCUUGGUGCUUUUCUUAAUUUGAGUAGAAUACUUCCCAAAAUCAAACACCUCGAUCUUGGCUUCAAUUCUUUCGAAGGUCCACUACCCACCUUUUUUCAAAACAUGACCUCCCUCACAUUCCUCGAUCUUUCCGUCUUUAAUCUUAGUUUGGCAUGGAACUUUCCAGACCUACUAAGCAUGAUCCCUUCUCUAUCAGAGCUGCAUUUGUUUGAUUGUGGGCUUGAUAGGACACAUCUAUCUUCCCCUCGUCUUAAUUUCAGUACACUUUCUAACAUCCAACACCUCGAUCUUAGCUAUAAUCCACUUGGAGGCAUAUUUCUGUCCUUUUUGACUAACAUGAGCUCCCUAAGAGUCCUUGACCUUUCGGAUACCAUGUUGAAUUCAUCCCUUCCUAUUAUGCCUAAACUUCUAGAGCUUCAUCUUUCUUAUAACAUGUUUAAGCAGAUUGAGCAUGUUGGAAUCUGGAGACAGUGCCACCUGCAACAGUUGAGAGUGACAAAUAAUGAAUUUGGUAUGGAAAUGAUUGACUCACCAAAAAACACAUCAGAAUGCUCCCAGGAUUCUUUGGCGAAUUUAAGAGUUCUUGAUCUAUCGUACAACAGACUGGUUGGUUCAAUCCCUGAAUCUCUGAGUAGAUUAAGAUUUUUAGAAGUGCUAGAUCUAUCUCAAAAUCACUUGACUGGUCCUGUUCCAGAGUUCCCUGGUAACCUUACCAAACUUGACCUUUCUUCUAACCAAUUGACUGGUUCAAUUCCAAAGUCCCUUGGAAAAUUAGCAGCUUUAACAGAUUUGAAUCUAAGUUCUAAUUUGUUAAAUGGGUCUAUUCCACUUUCAAUAGGGAAACUUGCCAAACUCCGUUCUCUCGUUCUCUCCAACAAUUCUUUAGAAGGAGUAGUUACCGAAGCCUAUUUUGCCAACCUUUCCAUGUUGAAGGACUUGGAUGCUUCUUCUAACACUAAGUUGACAUUCAAUGUUUCACGUGGGUGGAUACCUCCAUUCCAAUUAAAAUCUCUUAAUCUCAGUUCUUGCAAUAUCGGUAAUGGAUUCCCACAGUGGCUUCGAAAACAACGGAAGCUUCAAAUCUUAGUGUUGUCAAAUGCUACACUUUCAGGACCUCUGCCCACAUGGUUGCGGAAGAUGCCCAUCAUUCCUGUCUUAGAUCUCUCUCACAACAAAUUCAGUGGACCUCUGACAAACCUUCCCAAUGGUGGAAAUGAUAAAGUGUAUACAUAUUCUCCUGAGCCCGCAUUACUUCUGGAAUAUAACCUUUUCAAUGGGUCGAUUCCAAGGUCAUUGUGCAGAAGAACAUAUUUAGUAGGACUUGAUCUUUCCAAAAAUAUGUUAAGUGGGAAAAUUCCCAACUGUUUGGGGAAUCUGAAGGAUUUGACUAACAUGAUAUUAAGCUCAAAUCGGCUCUCUGGUGUCAUUCCAAGUUCAAUAGCUCUUAAUUCAUCAUUAUUUUGGUUAAGUUUGAAUGACAAUAACUUUAUUGGUGAACUUCCACGAGAAUUGGCAAAUCUACAACUUUUGCAAGUCUUAGAUUUGGGUGAUAAUAAGUUCUCUGGAAAUAUACCAAAAUGGAUUGGAGAAAAAUUUAUAGAUUUGGUAGUUUUGAGGUUACACAAAAACAACUUCACCGGUAGAAUUCCUCGAUCUCUGUGCAAAAUUUCAACUCUUCAAAUUUUGGAUCUUGCAUACAACAACUUAACAGGGACCAUCCCCCGUUGUGUAGGAAAGUUAAAUGGCAUGGUUGAGAGUCACUCAAUACCUUUGUAUCAUUCCGCUUCCGAUUAUGAUAAGAAUGUGAUUCAGGGCAUGAAAGGUGUUGAUCUUGAAUAUACAACAAUUUGGGGUAUGGUUUAUAACAUGGAUGUUUCAAGCAAUAAGCUUGUGGGAGAAAUACCGGUCGAGCUAACUGCGCUUUCUAAGUUGGUGGGUCUCAAUUUGUCUAAUAAUCAUCUCAGUGGGGAGAUUCCACACAACAUUGGAAACAUGACAGAGUUAUUUUCUCUUGAUUUCUCAAAAAACGAGUUGAGUGGGAGGAUCCCUUCAAGCAUGGCAGCUUUGACUUUUUUGAGCCAUUUGAAUUUGUCACACAACAACUUGUCGGGACAAAUUCCAACAGGAAAUCAACUGCAAACGCUUAAUGAUCCUUCAAUAUAUGCUGGGAACAAACAUCUAUGUGGGCCUCCAUUGCCAAACACUUGCUCAAAUCAUCAAGAUCCAACAACAACAAGAAGCAAGAAGAAACACAAAGCAACUGAUGAGUGGAUGAAGGUAUGGUUGUUUUACGGGGACAUAAUGAGUGGUUUUGUAAUAGGGUUUUGGGGUGUUAUUGGAGUUCUGUUGUUCAAGAAGCAGUGGAGACAGAAGCUUUUCAUGUUUGCUGAGGUAAUGGUAGACAAGAUAUAUGUUGCAGUCAUGGUAAGAGUUUCCAAAAUCAGGAGAGGAAGAGAAGCUGCAUAGAUCCUCUGGAAUGCAAGUAGGUCUCCAGUAUAUAUUAUCAAUGAUUGUUUUUCUUUUUAGAAAUGCUAUUGUGCUUAUUAUUAUAUAAUAGUUUUUUGUAUGACUUUUGUAAUAUAUAUGGUGUUGUUUAGAGGUGGCAAUUUACAAAAUUUAUAUUG